Molecule: messenger RNA, 8875 nt
Organism: Oxyura jamaicensis (ruddy duck)
Lineage: Eukaryota; Metazoa; Chordata; Aves; Anseriformes; Anatidae
Gene: SCUBE1
Product: signal peptide, CUB domain and EGF like domain containing 1
Exons: 21
Coding region: 88-3018 (976 amino acids)
Biological process (GO): signal transduction
Cellular component (GO): cell surface
Molecular function (GO): calcium ion binding
Source: RefSeq, a predicted model, not a curated record
UGCCAGGGCGUCAGCGCCGGCGGCCGGCCCCGAGCGCGUUCCGCACGGCGCAGGCAGGCACCGGGGGUUGGGGCUCGCAGCGGUAGCAUGGGUGCUGCCGGUUUUCCGUGGCGCUGUUGUUUGUUUCUCGCCCUCGCCUGGGCCGGCAGGUUGACGGGAGGCAGCGGGGGUGCAGAUGUUGACGAGUGCGCAGAAGCUACAGAUGACUGUCACAUCGAUGCGAUAUGCCAGAACACACCAAAAUCCUACAGAUGCAUCUGCAAGCCAGGCUAUAAAGGCGAAGGGAAACAAUGUGAAGAUAUUGAUGAGUGUGAAAAUGACUUCUACAAUGGGGGCUGCGUCCAUGAGUGCAUCAACAUUCCAGGCAACUACAGAUGUACCUGCUACGAUGGGUUCAUGUUAGCCCAUGAUGGCCACAACUGUCUUGAUGUCGAUGAGUGUCAGGAUAACAAUGGAGGGUGCCAGCAGAUAUGUGUAAAUACUAUGGGCAGCUACGAAUGUCAGUGCAAAGAAGGCUUUUUUCUGAGUGAUAACCAGCACACCUGUAUUCAUCGCUCCAUUGAGGGUAUGAACUGUAUGAACAAAGAUCAUGGGUGUGCACACAUCUGCCGGGAGACGCCCAAAGGUGGGGUUGCCUGUGAAUGUAGGCCUGGCUUUGAACUUGCCAAAAACCAGAAGGACUGCAAAUGUAGUUGUCCCAAAGAGUUGAAGCCUCUCCCCUCCCCCAGAACAUUUCAUUACACUCCCUUUCUCCCCCCUCCUCUUUGUCUUUUUCUCUUUCAUUUUGCAGAAACAUGUGCUGUCAAUAAUGGAGGCUGUGAUCGGACUUGCAAGGAUACCGCGACAGGAGUACGAUGCAGUUGCCCAGUUGGAUUUACACUGCAGCCUGAUGGGAAAACAUGCAAAGAUAUUGAUGAAUGCUUGGUAAACAAUGGUGGCUGUGACCAUUUCUGCCGAAACACGGUUGGCAGCUUUGAAUGCAGCUGCCAGAAAGGCUAUAAACUGCUCACAGAUGAACGGACCUGCCAAGAUAUAGAUGAGUGUUCCUUUGAAAGGACCUGUGAUCACACCUGCAUCAACUACCCUGGAAGCUUUGAAUGUCUCUGCCAUAAAGGCUACACUUUGUACGGGCUGACACACUGUGGAGAUAUUGAUGAAUGCAGCAUAAGCAAUGGCAGCUGUGACUAUGGAUGUCUGAAUACAAUGGGGAGCUAUGAGUGUGUCUGUCCACCUGGAAAGAAACUGCACUGGAAUAAAAAAGACUGCGUUGAGAUGGUUAAAUGUCUCCCAAAUGCCAAACCAGCUCCCAAGGCUCAGCUAGUGUGUAGUAAGACAGGAGGAAUAGAGAGCUGCUUUCUGUCAUGCCCAUCCAAUACUCUUUUUGUUCCAGAUUCAGAGAACAGCUACACGCUGAGCUGUGGUGUUCCUGUCCAGCAAAGCAAGGCUCAACAGAAACGCAAUGCCACCCUUCCCAGCUGUGCAGAUUCCUUAGCUCCUCCAAUCAAGCAGAAAGCUCGUUUUAAAAUUAAAGAUGCAAAGUGCCACUUACGGCCUCGCAGCAAAGAAAAAACAAAAGAUACUGGGAAGCAAGCUGUUUUAGACAACUGCCAUGUGACCUUUGUGAAUCUCAAGUGUGAUUCCUCCAAGAAAAAGCGCCGGGGCCGCAAGUCACCAUCAAAAGAAGUGUCCCAUAUCACUGCCGAGUUUGAAGUGGAGAUGAAGUUGGAAGAAGUCUCAGACACCUGUAACAUUGACUGUGUUCGGAAAAGGAUGGAGCAGAAGCUGCAAACUGCAAUCAAAACAUUAAGGAAAUCUAUUAAUAAACAGCAAUUUUACAUUCAGUUUUCUGGGAUAGAAUAUGAAGUGGCUCAGAAGCCAGCUAAAGCUACUGAAGGGCACGAAGCUUGCAGUACAGGGCAAGUGCUGCAGGAUGGAAUAUGCGUUACCUGCAGCACGGGCACCUUUUACAGCGGAGAACAUAAUCAGUGCAUUCCUUGCUCACCAGGAACAUACCAAGACACAGAAGGUCAACUUACCUGUGAGCCUUGCCCAAGUAAUGAUGGACAGGGAGUAGCGGGUGCCCAGAAUGUGUCAGAAUGUGGAGGGCAGUGUUCUCCUGGACACUAUUCUUCAGAUGGUUUUAAACCUUGUAGAAUCUGUCCUCUUGGUACAUAUCAGCCUGAACCAGGAAGGACCCUCUGCUUUCCCUGUGGUGGAGGGCUUGUGACCAAGUAUGAAGGUGCUGUUUCCUUCCAAGACUGUGAAACCAAAGUUCAUUGUUCUCCUGGACACUACUACAACUCCACAACACACAGAUGUAUCCGAUGCCCUGUAGGAAAAUACCAGCCCGCGUUUAGCCAAAAUUACUGCAUCACCUGCCCUGGGAACACAAGUACAGAUUUUGAUGGCUCCACUAAUGUUACACACUGCAAAAACCAGCACUGUGGAGGAGAACUUGGUGAUUAUACCGGCUAUAUUGAAUCGCCCAACUAUCCUGGAGACUACCCAGCUAACGUUGAAUGCAUUUGGAAUAUAAAUCCACCCCCAAAGAGAAGAAUACUCAUCGUAGUACCUGAGAUAUUUCUUCCAGUUGAAGAUGAAUGUGGUGAUGUUUUAGUAAUGAGAAAAAGUGCUUCUCCUACUUCAAUUACUACAUAUGAAACAUGUCAGACUUAUGAGAGACCUAUUGCAUUUACUUCAAGAUCCAGGAAGCUAUGGAUUCAGUUCAAGUCAAAUGAAGGAAACAGUGGCAAAGGAUUUCAAGUCCCCUAUGUCACUUACGAUGAGGAUUACCAACAACUAAUAGAAGAUAUUGUUCGAGAUGGACGAUUAUAUGCAUCAGAAAAUCAUCAAGAAAUUCUAAAGGACAAGAAACUGAUUAAAGCUCUCUUUGAUGUACUGGCACAUCCACAAAACUAUUUCAAGUACACAGCACAAGAGUCAAAAGAGAUGUUUCCAAGAUCAUUUAUAAAGCUACUGCGAUCAAAAGUUUCCAGAUUUCUACGACCGUACAAAUAGUGGUAUUCAGUUUGGGGUUAUUUUGCAUUCUUGUUGAAUAUUGUCUCUCCUCCAUAGUAGAAACAUUUGGUAAUUUGAAGGCUCUUUUUUGUAGUCUUUGUUUUCAGUUGUAUAUUGAAGUAUACCUACAAUGUUUUAUAAUCAUUAAAAGCCAAUGUUCUAAAUGGAAUCUUUACUACAAAAAAAAAUGUGGAUCCCUGAGUGCAUCUAAGUUGAAGAUACAAAUUUGUGUCUGUACUUGUGUAUCUUCACUUUCCAUUCAAAGCUACAUUAUGUAGAAAAUAUUCUUUCUAGUUUUUUAUUUUCCUUUCAAAAGUAAUUUUCUGCAAAGCAAAUAAGGCAUCUGUUCAAAUCUGAUUAAACUACCUGCCAUUAGGUUCUGUUGUAGAAAGAGGUAUGUAGUAUAAAUAAUACUUGGAUUUUGAAUUGCACUUGAAGUUUAUAUUUGAAUCUUUAGGAGAAAACAAAACAAUCUAAAUUUCAUUAUUGCUCAUUAUUGCUCAUUUGUGGCUUAGUGGAACCUCUGUCCAAGUAGAAAUCAAAAGGGAAGGAAGGGAAAAAAAAAAAAAAAAAAAAAAAGAUUUUUAGUUUUGUUUUAUGAAUUAAGUACGAUUGAGUCCCAUAUCCUAACGUUUUUAUCUGUCCUCUUCUAAACUUUUUCAGAGGUUUUCCAACUGUCUGCAAUAGCGUUGAAAUUGAUUGAGCUAAUGAAUUCUAUACAACCCUUUGGAGGCAGUUAAAAUAGGAUAGUUGAGAAAUGAACAACAGCAACAAAAGUAGUGUUCUGUUUUUCUUUCCCUUAAUAGAGCAUCUAAUUAAGUACAAUAUAUAAAUAUAUACUUCUAUUUGUGGGUACAUUAGCAAUGUUAUCUUUAGUUACUGUAAUUAUUCAUGCUUAAAUCUUUACUCCCACACACACUAUUUACUCGUAUCUAUUUGUAACUUUGCUUAGAUGAUUAAAUGACUUCUCUAAGUGUUUGUCACUUCUGUUAACACCAAACUGAAGGCUUUCAGAGUUUUAUAACACAGGAUAAUGGUUUACUUUGGGGGAUUCUCUUUUAACAUAUUAUUCCAAGAAUAUUAACGUUGGUUUAAAUGCAACUGCUGUGCAGUAAAGGGUCAGUUAUUACCUCUUUCAUGGGCACCCCUCACAGGCAGACCAGCAGAGUUACCCCUGAGGACGGCAUGCUUGCAAGGAACUUACUAAGGAGGAAAUGUUGUCAGAUCUGCCAGCUCAAAAAUGCUGAGAACAUACAUCUGCUGUGGGCCCAAGCUCCGAUGGGGCAGUGGGGGGACAAAGUUUUGAACUCCAGUUAGAUGAGUUGGAGGUCAGGCCCUGCAGGCAUCAGAGACCCAAUGCUCCCUUUUAUCACAAAUUUGCAGCCACAGUCCUUGGAAAACAUGAGGACUGUACAGUCUGCAAGAUAGCAUUAGCCUUGUGGUCAGGUCUUCUUCACAGAGUGACUGGUGCCUGGGGGUUAAGACGAUGAUAAAUCCUGUUUCCUGACACAGAAGCUAAUUUCAGUGAGAGUAGCCUCUUUAUUUUCAAGUCCCUUACUCUUUUGUAUUAUUUUCUUUUCUAACCAAUCAAGUUUAUGACAUGCAUAAAUUAACUAUCAUGCCAACAUCCUUUCAGAAAAAGACUAUUAUAACUGUUUUUUUUUCUUUUUUCUUUUUUUUGUAUCUCUACCCUGUAAUUUAAAUUACCCUUGGAUGCUCUCAAUGACAUACAUUAAGUGUUGUUAUGGUUAACUUUUGUCUUCGAGCAAGUGCUGUUUAAGUUUACAAAGUUGUCUUCUGUUGACUACAACUGGUUGAAUAUGCCAUUUCUAAGAGAUAACUUAAAUAUUUUGUUGAUUUUUUCUACUUGGCCAUCUUGUAUUUUUGCUUGCCUUCUUUCCUCUUCUGUUGAAGAAGACUUUUUUUUUCUUUUCUGUGCCUAAAUGGUUUCAACUUAGUCUAGCAACUCAGUUUUUUCACUUGUGGAUCUGCGGUCUUUGAAGAGCUUUGCCUUUAAUCUCUAUAUAUUUAUAUAUUAACCCUUGCUUCCAAACAUAACAGCUCCAUACAGAUUGUGUUUUAAAGGCUGUUAAACUUCCUUUUUAGAUCAGGGCUGAAAGUAACUGCCCUGAAAAGUCCAUAAACCACCGGAAGCACUGUAACAUUCUCCACAUUCUUAGCUGCAUGAGGAAUCCAGUGUUAUAUAGCAACUACAAUAUAGGCUUGUCCUGGUUGUAGCCUCUGUUACUGGGACCUUGGUACAGCUGUGAUAGGUGAAUACAGAAAGGACUAGCCUUGUUUUGCCAUGGUACAACUCACCUUCAAUUACAACUAUGUUAGACAAAAACCAUGUUUUGUCUAGUUCAUCCUGACAGACAACUUCAGAUGUGUUUUAGCUCAUGCUCCCUGAAGCCACAUGAGGGCAUGGACUCCACGGUCAGGACAGAGCACUCAGUGACUUCUGUAGCAAAUGCAGAAUUUGUGUUGCUGAUAACAGUGAAAGAGAUUAACUUAGCCUUCAAAAUUAUACACUGAAAUGCUUCUGAAUGCAUAGGGGUUUCAUGAGCCAAGUUUAAAUGCAUGCAGCUCAGCAUAGAAAUGCCAUUGAAUAUGCAAAUUUCUCAUGAAAAAAAAUAAUGGCAAGUGGUAUAUAGGAUCUUCUGAACCAAUUUCAGCUGAUUUUUAUGACAGCACAUAUUUUUUAGAUGAGCUCUAGAAGUAAAAAAUGCUUUGACAAACCUUAUCCAAGAAUAUCUUAACAGUUUCAGAAGGACAUAAGGAUUUUUAAUACUAGAUUUCCAGUUACAGAAAUUGGUAUUCACCAGAGAGAAGGUGAGCUGAGCUCUUCAUUUGUUAACAUAGCAUGGGGUGUUUUCACUGUAAGAAGUUGUUACUAUAUGAUAACAGUAUAACAAGGAAUGUCAUUUUCUAUGGAAAAGAUUUAGACAAAUUUAGCAAUCAGAAAACAUACAAAGUUAAAUACUGCCUUCUUUAAAAAAAUUAGCUUCAUGAAAUGAAUUGACACACGGCAGAAAUUUUUGGCUUUUACCCUAAAUGUGAAAUAGUGUAUUUAAACAUAUUCAGUAAAUAACCUCGCUCUAUCUAUUGUUGCAGAAUUUCACGUUGUGCCCAGAACAGGUUCAACAACAUGUUUGUGUUACAGUGGGAAGGCUGAAGAGGUGUCUGUUGGUGAUCACCCAAUUCCACAUCACAAACAAGACAAGCUUUUUAUUUUCAAUUUGCAAAUGGCCAUAUUCUUAAAAGCUGCACCUGUAGCACUUAACAUUUUAAGCCUCUCCUCCUGCUUUAAAUACUGCACUUAUUUUUAGCCAGGUGGUGGUGAAUCAUCCCCUAAGCAUUCUCAUGUGCCACCAAGUAACAGCCUGCACACUUGCUGCAAUCUAGGAGAUUGCAACAGUCAGAUGUCGCUAAUCAAGCCCUAAGUCAUGCCGUGAAAGUGCUUGUUAGUGAUUGUCGUAGGCAAGGCGCUUGUGUGUGUCACUUACAGGUACAGGGAGCACCGGGAUUUUGUGCUCACUAGGAGAUUGCUGCCUACAUCUUGCCUGCAACAUUAAGUUUUAUACUGCCUAAAGAUUUAGGUCCCUGAAACUGGGUUUAAAGCCACUAAAGUCUUCUUUCAGCCUGUUUUCUUGCCCUGCCUUCCUUCCUCCAUCAUGUAUUUUUACCUGAUGACUGACUUUUCAAAAGAAAAUUAUUUCCUUAUUGUGCCUCACCCAUACAAUAAAGUUAAAUCACAGUGUGUUAGACAUACUGAAGAUUUAGACCAAUCCUUCCUAUACAUCAGCUUCACAUUAGCUUUAAGUAAGAUUACUCUAGUAAGCUAAUUUUAGCUUAAUUUUGUUUUAGACCAACAUAAGUAAAGAUAGGUUUGGUUGCAGAGCUUUCAGAGUCUGCAUUUUGAUUUGUCAGAUGUUUUUUAAAGAGAACGGCUCUUCUGUAGACCUCUGUCUAUAUGCAGAAUGAACAGAUGAUGCCCCAUGAACAAGAAACAUGCUUAUGUGCAUUAAACAUUCAAAUAAGAAAGUCAAAUCUCACCCCAUUCCCCUUUGUGUGUCCAACAAUUUCAAAUUUCUCAGAUCAAUCUUAUGUACAAAGAACCCAGUUUUAAUCUUGUAGAUAACAAGUUCUAAUCUUCAAGAGCAGAAGCAGUGGUAUGAUUCUGGUCUGUGACAGCACCCAUAUCUGGACUCUAAAUACCUUUGAGUGCUCUUUAAAAAAUGAAGUUGCAGUGAAAUAUCUUCAAUAUCUGAAUUCAGUGACAAAUUCCUCAGCCACCUCAGGGGUCUGGGUUUCCCCUUUUCUGCAUUAUGGGAACAAGCAACAUGUUGUUAUGUGUACCUGUGUCAUGAUUUCAAGAAGUUGCAUUUUUUUCCAUAAUUUACAACUGCUCUUUAACAGGAACAGUAGUAACUGGAGAUGUUCUAUACACUCUCAAUACUUUAAGACAUUAAUGAAAUAGUUUUCUAGGAUGAGGGACUGUUGUAAGCACUUGCAGGGUAAAAAAAAAAAAUAAAAAUAAAAAUAAAAAAACAGUUAUCAAAGUAUCUAAAUAUAUACAAUUCCAGUUUGUUAUUUCAUUUAUUUAUUCUGUUUCAUCACUAAACUUUUAAUCUAUAAAAGUUAUAUGUAAUAUACAAAAGUAGAAUGUACAGAAGUACCUUUAGAUGUAAUAAUUUAAACCAUCUGUAUUCAGAAAGGUGAGAUAAGAUUAAAGAUCUACAAACAACUGCAAUUCAGUUUUAGCUGAAUUUCUCAAUAUCUAGGAAAAGAAGUGGCUUUGCUUAAUGAAACUUUAUUCUAAUGAUUGUGGAAAUAUCUUUUUUAGUUUGUUUUUGUUACUUUUUAAAUUAAAAUUAUUUUGUAAAUAUUGUUUUCUAUGUUUUCAACCUUAGGCCACUAACUUGCAUCGACAGCAGCAGAUACUUAACAGAUGAUUUUAAAGGUUCUUAUAGGACACUAUAGGUCAGUAGCCAGAUACAUCCUUCCAUCCUUCUCUUCUUAUUUCUACAGUCUCACUGGCGUCAUAGAAAUAAUUUUCUGGGACAACUUAACCUGCUAAUUUUCACAGAAUUGGCUAUCAAAUGCCAUUCUGAAGUGCUUACCAUUUUCACAUCAUAAAAAAAAUAUGUAUUUUAAAGUUAGUGCUAGUUCUUACUAGGGUAAGAAACAACACAAAAUUCAGAAAUAAAAGGGAAUUCAAAUGAUUAUCACCAAAUAUAGCAUAAAGACAAGGAAAGGUAUAGUAUCUGUGCUCAUAGGUAGCAGUGCAAGUGAUUACAUACUGGAUGAGAUCAUGAGCAUUUUUUAGGUAAAAUUGUCAUUGAGAUCUGUGGGAUUUUUACCUACAUUAAUUUCACUAUGAUCGUAUCCAUCAUUAUUAAGCAGGAAUUUCUGCUAGACUAGAUUUUGUGAAAAAUACCUGGAUGCGUAAUAUUGAUUUCUGUACCAAUUUGCUGUGUCUAAAUCACUGGUCAUGGGUGACAUUUUGAACUAAACCCUUGUAGAUGCUGCUUGGACUUCUAAGCUUUAUUAUGAAUGUAAAUUAUGUACAAACAGCUAUUCCCAUAUGAAAUGUACCAUGGUAGUUUAGAGCAAAGACAGUGAAUAACUGUACAAAAUUUUAUACUUAGAAACUAAAAUACAGUGAUUUAAGCUUUACCAAUAUUUUAACACUACUGUCAGAUUCGUAGUAGAAAAUGUUGUUGUAAAUGUACCUUAUAAGAAAAUACAUUUCCUUUUGCCUCUGUAUAUUAAUAGCUUUGUUUUCUAUGUCAAAGCUCAAAAUGAAGCAUGUAAGAAAAUUUUCUUAAAAUCAGUUUCAUAAUAAACACUAAAU